Molecule: messenger RNA, 2206 nt
Organism: Zootoca vivipara (common lizard)
Lineage: Eukaryota; Metazoa; Chordata; Lepidosauria; Squamata; Lacertidae
Gene: TCF25
Product: TCF25 ribosome quality control complex subunit
Cellular component (GO): RQC complex
Molecular function (GO): protein binding
Source: RefSeq, a predicted model, not a curated record
UCUCUUUCGGGUCCUCCAGGCGGCUUCCGGUCCGUCGGCGUCUCUUGCCCGGGGUGUUACGGUUCUAUUAUGUCGCGACGGGCCUUAAGGAGACUGAGGGGGGAGUCGCGGGGGCAGUCGCCUCUGGGAGGCCUCGAUGUGGGAGGCGAAGAGGAGGAGGAGGAAGAGGACGGAGGAGGUGGAGGAGGAGGCGGCGAAGUGCCGUCGUUGUCGGGGGCUGGAGGCGGCAGGAGGCGGCCCCGGCAAGAGCCGGCGGGUCGGGUCACCAACCUCUUCGAGCUGAUAACCAAUGAAGAAGCAGAGGAUGAUGUAGCAUCUAAAGAUGACAAAGAUGAUUCCAGGCUGCAGGAGGAGGGUGACACAGGGAACAAAGAAGGUCUCAAGAGUGACAGGCGGAGAGAAGGAGGUGAAACAGAGCAACCGGACCAGAUGCCUAUUUCAAAUAACAAAUCACGAAAGAAAAAGAAGAAAAGAAAGAAUAGGAAGAAUGCAUCUGGCGAGUCUCUGUGCCCUGGAGAUGAGGAUGAUGCAGAAGACAUCGAAAGCAUCCUUGUGAGUAUUGAGAACUCCAAUGGGCCACCUUGCCAGAGCCAGAGCACAGUUGUCACGGACCAUCGGCCUUUGCUCUACAUAGAGCACAGGAACUUGAAUCCAGAAACAGAGCUGAAGAGAUAUUUUGGGGCCCGAGCAGUUCUUGGUGAUCAGAGGCCACGGCAGAGGCAGCGCCAGUAUGUCCGCAGCACGUGGCUGACAGUGCCCAAGAACACUUGGCCACGCCAUAGCAAAACAGGCAUAUCCAUGGCGCUGCUAGAAACAAAGCGAGGGGUACAACACUUUGCAUUUGAGCACCAUCGAGAAUACCAGCAGGUGCAGUUCAAGUUCUUGGAUGCCGUGGAGUCCAUGGAUCCAAACAAUCUAGUGCUUUUGCUCCAGAUGAACCCUUCGCAUGUAGACUCGCUCUUACAGCUCAGUGAUGUCUGUCGGAUGCAGGAGGACCAGGAGAUGGCCAGAGACCUUGUUGAAAGAGCCCUCUACACCCUGGAGUGCGCCUUUCACCCAAUGUUCAGCCUCACCAGCGGGACCUGCAGACUGGACUACCGGAGGCCAGAGAACAGAGCCUUCUACCUGGCUCUGUUCAAGCAUAUGAUUUUCCUAGAGAGGAGAGGUUGUCCUCGCACCGCCCUGGAGUUCUGCAAACUUAUUCUGAGCCUUGAUCCAGAGAAUGACCCGCUGUGCAUACUGCUGAUAAUUGAUUUGCUGUCGCUACGAGCAAGAGAGUACGCCUUCCUAACACGCAUGUUUCAGGAGUGGGAGGGUCAUCGGAACCUGUCUCAGCUCCCAAACUUUGCCUUCUCGGUCCCUCUGGCAUAUUUCUUUCUGAGCCAGCAGGAAGACCUCCCAGAGUCGGAGGUCAACCAAGCCCACGAAAGAGCUGCCAGCCUCAUUCGGCAGUCACUGGUCAUGUUCCCGAACGUUCUUAUGCCUUUGUUGGAUCGCUGUAGUGUGCAGCCAGAUUCCACAGUAGCAUCCCAUGCGUUCUUCGGACUGGAUGCCCAGUUAAGUUCGCCCCCUGUGCUGAACCAGCUGGUUGCCCUCUAUCUUGGGAGAACCCAUUCCCUCUGGAAGGACCCGGCUGUCAUGGCCUGGCUCGAAACAAACGUGCAUGAGGUGUUGCGGAUGGUGGAUGCCAAGGACCCAAUGUUGGAGGAGGCUGAGCAGAAGCGAAAGGCAAGGUACCAGAACGCUCCCAGGAAUGUCUACCGCCAUGUGAUCCUCUCGGAGAUAAGGGAAGCCACAGCAGCAUUGCCUCCGGAAGUGACCUCCCAGCCGAUAAUGGGGUUUGACCCCCUGCCGCCUCUGGACUCCAUUGUUUCGUACACAAGGCCAGAAAGGGCAACCCAUCCAGCCAAUGAAAGCACUUUAUCUCUCUUCUUUCGCUCACUCUUGCCAAACUUCAACUUGCAGGGAGAAGUCAGAGCUGGUGGAGAGGAAGAGCCGGGCGCAGGACAGAAUCUGAACCAGGGUGUGAACAGACUGAUGGCAGCCAUGCGGGACAUGCUGGCAAAUAUCCAGUUCCAGGAGCCACCACGGGACGACAACCCCGAGGGGGAUGGGGGAGAAUGGGACUAGGCCCUUGCACCCCAGAACUGCCUUUUUGCCCCUUCUGUAACUUCCCUUGCCACAAAAUAAACAAUCAUAAGCCAGA